AUCGACGGCCGACGUAUAUGAUUAAAUUUCUGGUCAUUCAGCAACCAACGCACAUGCUAAGUUCGUCGUAUCUACUGUGAAUAUGAUCUGGUUAUGACCAAUAUUUUCGACCUUCAACUAGUCUCGCGCUGUGGUCCUCUUAAAGGGCUUCUUGCCUAGAUGGAGAAUAUCCGUCUUGCCGCAAGGAACGUCAUUAAGACUGCGAAGCUGGGCGAACUUGAUACGCUUGGUGAUAGUAUUGGUUAUGGCUCUGAAUUUAUCAGUCUCCAAUAUUUGUGGACGAAUGUGUCUGCACACCUUACGCAAGAUACCCACGGAUCUGUGGUAAAUGAGAAUUUAUUGUUAACUCGAGUUCUUUUGAAAAAUCAUCCCCAAGGGGUACCAUUGGAAGAAGAUGACAAGAAUUCUGCAAGAGCAAUAUACACCUGGCUGGCACAAAUAUCUUUACCAUCGUCUGAAUUCGCUACAUCCUUGGAGGCUAAUUAUUCAGCUAAUGGAGGGAAAGAAUCUGGGUUGUCUGCUACACUCGAAGCCCAGCAAUUUACAUAUACCCUUGCCAUCUCAUGCACAAAGUAUCUUAACGGUAUACUAUCCAUACUAGAAGUCACGAAUCCAGAAGAAGUCUUUACGACCAUCCUAAGUUUUACUUCUCCGCAUGACCCCUGGACAACCAGUACGAGCGUCCAAGACGCCCUCGAAGUCCUACAUUCAUGCAUGGAGCCGGAAAGACGCCCGAAAUGCUGGCAUAUCCUAGAACGUGUCUGCGAAUCCAGACUCAGACCGAUAUUCGCUAAAACCAAAAAUCCCGCCAUCACAGCCAGUGGUCGUAAAAAUCUCCAUCCAUUACCCCAGCCGAGAUUCGAUGGGAGCCUGUUUGAUCCCGAGACAAAGCCCUGGAAGUAUAAGGACGUUUAUGCGACGACUGUUUUGGAGUGGAUACUUGCGCAAUACUCUUCUUCCGAUAUCAACCGUUUAGAAAUACAGUUUCACUUCUAUGUCCCACCAAUACUGUCUCUUAUUGAUGAUGAGAGCUCAUCUUUCAAGUACCGCGGGUGUAGCCUUUUGAUUAAAUUCCUCACGCCGAUUCGUGCAAGUGAAUCGGAUCUUUUAAAACGCACAAACCUAUCCUCUGUCUUCGACGACGCCCUCACCCCCUGUCUUCUCUCUUUACCGACCAUAACCCCGGAAGACGAAGCUCUGCGUCUUCUAGGUGUAGCAUAUCCAGCUCUCCUACUCACCCUGAAAACUUGCUAUCAUAUCGACCGAGACGCAAAGCCCGGCCAACCUGGCAAAAAUGAAGAUGCCAAAAAUGUAUACAUCACCCGCAUCACAACUCUCCUUCGAGAAAACGUCAUCUCAUCCUUCCACCACGUUAGCUCUUACUCUCCUACUUCCGCGAUCGAGGAGACCUCUUCUCUUGCAUCUUUCCCAUAUCCAAGACUAUCAACAUUCUUCCUGGACCAAUUGAAAACACUCAUUCAAGAACUCGGUAUCCACACAACAAAGUACCUACAAGAAAUCGUGCCAGUUAUCUAUACCACAUUGUCAAACCCGUUCGGCACGGCAUUUGCGCCGUUACUUCUCGCUGGUAUAGCGACUACACAAGCUGUUAUACUCAAUGCACACCCGCGUAUAUGGAGAUAUAGAGGUGAUCUUUUGGCUGCCAUUUGUCAAUGUUGGAUAAACGUAGUCCGGGACGAGGUAGAUAUGAAGGAUCCAGAGCAGAAAUUGCAAUUACGCAAAGUGCUGUUGAAACUGCAAGGGGCGGUAUAUCUGUUGAAGCUCAGCAUGCAGGGGGCAAGUUCUACCGAAAUGAAAGGUGAAGAGAGUCUAAACUCAAUUGGGAUGAUUGAUGAGGAUGCCAGUAUGAAUAACGGUAUUCAGGCACUUGUUGAAUCGGAUGAGCAGUUGAAGGAGCUACUCCAGAUAGAUAUUGGUGUAGACUUGGAUGACGACUAUUUCUUCAAAUGA
This is a messenger RNA of Talaromyces stipitatus ATCC 10500, 1971 nucleotides long. RefSeq lists its product as uncharacterized. Bases 160 to 1971 code for a protein of 603 amino acids. Lineage: Eukaryota; Fungi; Ascomycota; Eurotiomycetes; Eurotiales; Trichocomaceae. Gene Ontology annotation, cellular component: nucleoplasm; cytosol; centrosome. The record is from RefSeq and is a predicted model, not a curated record. The transcript has 4 exons.